AUGGAGGACGAGGAGAAAAUAUUCGUCGACGCGGAGGCAGCGGUGGCAGCACUGCCGGUCCUGGACGAGGCCAGUGAAGUCGAGACCGCUGACGGUGAUGACGCCCUGAAGCUCGUGGGUACUCAUGUACACCAAUUCGAUGAUAAAUACUAUGCUCGACUUCGUCGGAAGAUCGAUUGGCACAUCAUGCCUAUCCUUGUCUUCGUGUACUUCACGCAGUUCUUGGACAAGAAUAUCCUCUCAUAUGCGAGUAUCAUGGGCUUCCCCGUGACGGGCAUCUGGUACAACGACGUGGCCCAAGCGUUCUACAUGGGCUUUCUAGUCUGGAUGUUUCCGACCCAGUAUCUGGCCCAGAAAUUUCCCUUGGCUAAGUAUCUAGGCGCCCAUAUCAUCGUGUGGGGAGGAUCUGUGAUGCUGCACGCGGUGUGCUACAACUUUUCCGGGUUCUACGCCCUUCGCUUCUUCCUCGGUGUCCUGGAAGCGUGCGUCUCUCCAACACUAAUCCUCAUCGUGACCAUGUGGUACAAGCAGAACGAGCGCGCAACACGUAUCGGCUGGUUCUAUGCCGGAAACCUCAGCACUUCCGUCGUGGGCGGAGGAGUCGCAUACGGCAUCACCUUCUACGAAGGCGCCAUCGACGCCUGGAAGCUACUAUAUCUCGUUCUCGGCGCUCUGGCCAUCACAUGCGGCAUCAUCGUCGUAGCCUGGUUGCCCGACUCGCCCAUCACUGCCCGUUUCCUCAGCGAGGAGGAGAGGAUCGCCGCGCUCGAGCGUGUCCGGCUCGACCAGGGUGGCACGCACAACAAGCAUAUCAAGAAGUACCAGAUUAUCGAGACGUUCAGGGAUAUCCGCACGUGGAUCAUGUUCCUCAUCAUCAUGUGCAUCGGCAUCCCCAACGGGGGCAACUCCGCUUUCAGCAACAUCAUUACCAAGAGCUUUGGGUGGACGUCUCGCCAGUCAUUGCUGCUCGACAUGCCCCGCGCCGCUAUAGGCGGGUUCGCAGUGGUCGCUGUAGGGUGGCUUUCGGACCGAAUCAACGACCGCAUGACGCUCAUCAUCAUCUUUACGCUCCCUACGCUCAUUGGUAUGAUCAUCAUGACGACGAUGCAAUACUCCGGGCAGCGUGGUGUGCUCCAGUUCGCCCAGCUGUUUCAGAACCUCUCCGCCCCCGGGUUCCCGCUCUGUUAUGCCUGGAACGCGAGCAACACCGGAGGUCACACGAAGAAAGUCACCGUCAACUCCUUCACGCUUUUCACGUUCGGUGUCGGCUCCGUCGUAGGCACGUACAUCUUCCUCCCUGCCAACGCCCCCGGGUAUAUACAGGGCAAGGCUGCCAUCGUCGUCCUUACGGCUAUUAUGAUGUUCUGUGGUGUGGCCAUGGCGUAUGUGAACGUGCGCUGGAACAGGGAGAAACGGAUGCAGCUGGAGAAGCUUAAGCAGGAGAAAGGAUGGACGGAGGAGGACGUGGAACGCGAGCGGGAGAAGGCGGCAUUCCUCGACUUGACUGAUAGGGAGUGA
Molecule: messenger RNA, 1518 nt
Organism: Dacryopinax primogenitus
Lineage: Eukaryota; Fungi; Basidiomycota; Dacrymycetes; Dacrymycetales; Dacrymycetaceae
Product: MFS general substrate transporter
Exons: 3
Coding region: 1-1518 (505 amino acids)
Biological process (GO): transmembrane transport
Cellular component (GO): membrane
Molecular function (GO): transmembrane transporter activity
Source: RefSeq, a predicted model, not a curated record